This is a messenger RNA of Seriola dumerili (greater amberjack), 1724 nucleotides long. It is a transcript of the gene cab39, whose product is annotated as calcium binding protein 39. Gene Ontology annotation, biological process: intracellular signal transduction. NCBI's taxonomy places the organism in Eukaryota, Metazoa, Chordata, Actinopteri, Carangiformes, Carangidae. The transcript has 9 exons. The record is from RefSeq and is a predicted model, not a curated record. Gene Ontology annotation, molecular function: protein serine/threonine kinase activator activity. Bases 250 to 1275 code for a protein of 341 amino acids.
GCUGUUGCAGUGAUCACCGCUCCGCUGCUGGCGUUACCAGUCCGACAGAGAAAGAACUAGGAAACAGGGGCCGCACAAUUAACUAUAGUACAAACAAGGGGAGGCGACGAACAAGGAAAACAAAGCAGUUUUUGUUCCAAGGAGCCCCUGAGUUGCAUUUGCUGUCUUGACAAAUCGGGGGGAAUUAUUGAAAACGCCGUUUACAAGGUGGACAGUCCGCUGCCUGGUUGCUCGUGGUAACUCUCCGCCAUGCCUUUCCCCUUUGGCAAGUCCCACAAGUCGCCGGCGGACAUCGUCAAGAACCUUAAGGACAGCAUGACAGUGCUUGAGAAACAUGACAUCUCUGACAAAAAGGCAGAGAAGGCCACAGAGGAGGUGUCAAAGAGCCUGGUGGCCAUGAAGGAGAUCCUAUAUGGGACUAAUGAGAAAGAGCCCCAGACAGAGGCAGUGGCCCAGCUAGCCCAGGAGCUCUACAACAGCGGCUUACUUAGCACCCUGAUAGCAGACCUGCAGCUCAUCGACUUUGAGGGUAAGAAAGAUGUGGCUCAGAUCUUCAACAACAUCCUAAGGCGUCAGAUUGGCACUCGGACACCCACAGUGGAGUACCUCUGCACCCAGCAGAAUAUCCUCUUUAUGUUGCUUAAAGGGUAUGAGUCUCCAGAGAUUGCCCUAAACUGCGGUAUCAUGUUGAGGGAGUGCAUCAGACAUGAACCACUGGCCAAAAUCACACUGUGGUCAGAGCAGUUCUAUGACUUCUUCAGAUAUGUGGAGAUGUCCACGUUCGACAUCGCCUCAGACGCAUUUGCCACUUUCAAAGACCUCCUCACAAGACACAAGCUACUGAGUGCAGAGUUUCUGGAGCAACAUUAUGACAGAUUCUUUAGUGAAUAUGAGAAGUUACUCCACUCAGAAAACUACGUGACUAAAAGGCAGUCCCUCAAGUUACUGGGGGAGUUGCUUCUUGACCGGCACAAUUUCACCAUAAUGACGAAAUACAUCAGCAAGCCAGAGAAUCUCAAACUAAUGAUGAAUCUGCUACGGGACAAAAGCCGCAACAUCCAGUUUGAGGCUUUCCAUGUUUUUAAGGUGUUUGUGGCCAACCCCAACAAGACUCAGCCCAUCCUGGACAUCCUGCUGAAGAACCAGACGAAACUCAUCGAGUUUCUCAGCAAGUUCCAGAACGACAGAACAGAGGACGAACAGUUCAAUGAUGAAAAGACUUACCUGGUCAAACAGAUCAGGGACCUCAAGAGGCCUGCCCCGCAGGAAGCCUGAGGGAAGAGCAGAGGUGGGGGGAGGAGCCACCAGGACCAUGUCUGGAACACAUCCAGACAACGUCUGCUUAACGGAACCAUCAGCAGCUGCUGUUCUGGUUUCUGAACAAAAAUCGAGGAAACAAAUGAAAAACCAACGAAAUACAAACGUACCCAUAUCAACUCAUCAGGAAGUCGCCAGCUCCUCUGCUCCUCAGAGAACAUUUGAUUAUUUUUUUUCUUUUUCAGUCUUUUUCCUUCAAAAGAAAUAAGAGAAAAUAAUAGAUGCUGCUGCUUUCUUGCACAUUGAGACAUGUAAAGUAUAUUAUAAUGACACAACAGUCCAUCAAACAUAGUGACAGAAAAUGUCCGUGCAUUUAAAGUAAGGCAGACUUCCUGAUCGACACCAAGGAUCAAAAAUAGACACAAGUUUACACGCAUAUAUGUAUUACAUUAAAAAAAAAAAACAUG